AUGGCACCCGCUCCCACCAGCACGGAUUGGUCGGUUGAAUUCGACUCCUUGCGGCGCGAGAAUCUCUUCCAGAACCCGCCCAAGGACCACACCGCUUACCCGUCGCUGGCCGAGUCCAUUAAGCCGCACGUUGAUUCAUUUAAUGCUCUCUUCGCCGACAGCAAGAUUUUGGAGGCCGGUUUGAAGGAUAUUGGCACCAAGACCUUCCUCGAUGGCGAGCCCGAAACCCUCGAACAGAAGGCGGCUCGAAAGGCGGAGGGUCUUCGUGCCCCGAAGCGCAACCGCCUGAAUGUCCGCGUGAAGGAACUCUUCUUGGACAAGCCCACCCUGCCGCCCACCAACAAGUACAGCACCAAGAACCGCAACAUCUACCCCUCCGAAUGCCGUGAGCGACAUUCGACAUAUCGUGGCAAGCUCCGCGCACGUCUCGAGUAUCAGGUCAACAAUGGCGACUGGAUGGAGUCGGUGCGUGAGCUGGGUCAGGUUCCCAUCAUGCUGCGCACCAACCGAUGCCACCUCGAGAAUGCGACCCCAGAGGAGCUGGUCACCCGCAAGGAGGAGUCGGAGGAGCUUGGUGGUUACUACAUCGUGAACGGUAACGAGAAGCUGAUUCGAAUGCUUAUCGUCGGCAAGCGCAACUACCCCAUGUCCAUCAUCCGUAAUUCGUUCGUCAAGCGUGGUCACACCUAUACCAACUUCGGUGUGCAAAUACGAUCCGUUCGUCCCGACCAAACGUCUCAGACAAAUGUUCUGCACUACCUCUCAGACGGCAAUGUCACCUUCCGUUUCUCGUGGCGCAAGAACGAAUACCUCAUCCCCGUGAUGAUGAUCCUCAAGGCCCUGGUGGAGACCAACGACCGCGAAAUCUUCGAAAGCCUCGUUGGCAGUGCUUCGUCCAAGGGAAUGAAGAAUACUUUCGUGACGGACCGUGUAGAGCUCUUGCUCCGAACAUACCAGGCCUACAACAAGCACAGUCGCUACGACUGCCGGGCUCACCUGGGUAAAUCCUUCCGCCCUGUUCUCGGCGUGUCUGCCGACAUGCCUGAUGAGGAUGUUGGCACUGAGUUCCUGCGCAAGGUUGUUCUCCCUCACCUGGGUAACUAUAAUGUCACCGAGACUCAGGAUUACGACAAAUAUAAGAUGAUCAUUUUCAUGAUCCGGAAAUUGUACGCCCUGGUUGCAGGUGACUGUGCUCCCGAUAACCCCGAUGCAGUCUCCAACCAGGAAGUUCUGCUUGGUGGAUUCCUGUACGGAAUGAUUCUCAAGGAGCGUAUCGAGGAGUGGCUCCGUUCAUUUGGCCCUAUUGCCCGUGACUGGAGUAUGCGGAACAGCGGCGCCAAGUUCACAGACCCUUCCUUUGAGCGUGACUUCCUGUCCAAGAUUGUCAAGCGCUCCAACGAGAACAUCGGUAACGCGCUCGAGUACUUCUUGUCUACUGGUAACCUCGUCAGUCCCACUGGUCUCGAUCUGCAACAGACUUCCGGUUACACGGUCAUUGCGGAAAAGAUCAACUUCUACCGAUUCAUCAGUCACUUCCGCAUGAUUCACCGUGGUAGUUUCUUCGCCCAAUUGAAGACUACUACCGUUCGAAAGCUGUUGCCAGAGAGCUGGGGUUUCCUUUGCCCUGUUCACACCCCUGAUGGUUCUCCCUGUGGUCUAUUGAACCAUUUGGCGCACAAAUGUCUGAUUGCCACCGACAAUCUCGACGUUUCCACCCUGCCCAAGACUCUCGUUCAGCUUGGUGUUCGGUCCGAGUCAUCUGUGGCUCUGGAUGACAGCGUCGCUGUCCAGCUGGAUGGCCGAAUUAUCGGUUUCUGUUCGCCGAAGCAGGCUCGCAGGAUUCACGACACCCUCCGGUACUGGAAGGUCGAGGGCACCAACGGCAUUCCCCGUGGAUUGGAGAUUGGUUACAUUCCAAACUCCAACGGUGGACAGUAUCCCGGUAUCUACAUGUUCUCCCAGUCGGCAAGAAUGUACCGCCCCGUCAAGCACCUGGCUCUGGAAAAGAUGGACUACGUUGGUCCGUUCGAGCAACCCUUCAUGGAAAUUGCCUGUGUGGAGUCUGACCUGAUCGCCGGUCUGUCCACCCACAUCGAGUACACACCCACCAACAUCCUCUCCAUCGUGGCCAACAUGACUCCCUUCUCCGACUACAACCAGUCUCCCCGUAACAUGUACCAGUGUCAGAUGAGCAAGCAGACCAUGGGUACGCCUGGUACCUCCAUCGGCUACCGUACAGACAACAAGCUGUACCGCCUGCAGACCGGUCAAACUCCCAUUGUGCGGCCCCCGCUCUACAACGCCUACGGUCUAGACAACUUCCCCAACGGAAUGAACGCCGUUGUGGCUAUCAUCUCGUACACCGGUUACGACAUGGACGACGCUAUGAUCAUCAACAAAUCCGCCCACGAGCGUGGCUUCGGUCACGGUACCAUCUACAAGACCAAGGUGCACUCCCUCGCCGAUCGUGACUCCCGACGCAGCAAGUCCAAGCGUGAAGUCACCAAGCUGUUCGGUUUCGCCCCCGGCGAUAUGGUCAAGCAAGAAGUGCGCCAGUUCAUCGACGAGGACGGUCUGCCGCACGUCGGUGUCCGCGUCAAGGAGGGUGACAAGAUCGCCGCCUUCCACGACGUGCGCUAUGACGCCGCAUCCGACUCCUACGUCAAUGUUGAUGGUAUCACGCACUUCCUCAAAUACAAGGAUGCGGAAGCCGGCUACAUCGAAAGUAUCCGCCUCAUGGGUGCCGAGUCUGGCAACGAGCCCAUCCAGUCUCUCAGCGUCAAAUACCGUAUUCCCCGUAAGCCGAUUAUUGGUGACAAGUUCUCUUCUCGUCACGGUCAGAAGGGUGUUUGCUCACAGCUCUGGCCCGCGGUCGACAUGCCUUUCUCCGAGAGCGGCAUGCAGCCUGAUCUGAUUAUCAACCCUCACGCUUUCCCAUCUCGUAUGACAAUCGCCCAAAUGAUCGAAUCCAUGGCCGGCAAAGCCGGCGCUCUCCAUGGCCACCCGCAAGACUCCACACCCUUCCAAUUCUCAGAAGAGAACACCGCCACCGACUACUUCGGCCACCAGCUCCGCAAAGCCGGCUACAACUACUACGGUAACGAGCCCCUGUACUCCGGCAUUACCGGCAAAGAGUUCGCCGCAGACAUCUACAUGGGUCUAGUCUACUACCAACGUCUGCGUCACAUGGUAAACGACAAGUUCCAAGUGCGCACAACGGGUCCCGUGAACGCUCUAACGGGCCAGCCCGUCAAGGGUCGUGCCAAGGGUGGUGGUAUCCGUGUUGGAGAGAUGGAGCGCGAUUCUCUGAUCGCUCACGGUGCUGCGUUCCUUCUUCAGGACCGUUUGAUGAACUGCUCCGAUGCCCAGCAUGCUUGGAUUUGUCGUGGAUGCGGGUCGUUCCUCUCUACCCAGGUUGCUGUUUCGGGUUCUGGUGCCGCUCGUCGUGCGGCUGUUAACCCCGGUGCUGCGGCGGCGGCUGCGAAGGCCGCGCCGAACCAGCAUCAUAGCUCUGGUGGUGUGUCUGGUAUUGUUCGCUGCCGUCGCUGUGCCCGUCCGGCUGGUAUCAAUGACUCCCGCGCUGAGGCAUGGGAGGAUGGCGAUGGACUGCGCUACGUUGGCGGCGACGAUGUUACUAUCGUUGCUGUGCCGGGUGUUCUGCGGUACUUGGAUGUUGAGCUCGCUGCUAUGGGCAUUCGCAUGAAGUUCUGGGUUGACAAUUAG
Penicillium cinerascens is the source of this 3723-nucleotide messenger RNA. RefSeq names its product DNA-directed RNA polymerase I core subunit RPA135. Bases 1 to 3723 code for a protein of 1240 amino acids. The transcript has 2 exons. NCBI's taxonomy places the organism in Eukaryota, Fungi, Ascomycota, Eurotiomycetes, Eurotiales, Aspergillaceae. Gene Ontology annotation, biological process: DNA-templated transcription. The record is from RefSeq and is a predicted model, not a curated record. Gene Ontology annotation, molecular function: DNA binding; ribonucleoside binding; DNA-directed RNA polymerase activity. Gene Ontology annotation, cellular component: nucleus; RNA polymerase I complex.